AUGCCAUCGCAACGCAUGCUCCAGUCUAAGCAGAAGAUCACGCAAGCCCUGCAAACACUUUCAGAUCAAGUGGAAGUCGUCGCGGAGCGGGCCAAAAUCACCCUGUGGGCAGUAACCUUGCUGGGGAAGUUGAUCUAUGUUGCGCAAGCAGAAGGGGAUGAGUUCGUUAUGCUUCGUGCCUCUUUCGCCAAUCCAUCAGAGUUCACGACGGCCCAAGCUCUCGUGUUUGCAAAUGCAUGGAACCGGAAGAUGCCCUUCUUCAGGGCAUCCGUUGUGGACGACUCGAAGCUGUGUCUGGAAUUCCACCUGAUGAUCAACUGGAUACCGCAGACAGGCGGGCUCGAGAAAGUCAUCGGCAUGUUCACAGCUGCAUUGCUUAUGUUCGCGAAGGAGAUGCACAAGGCAACCCGGCAAAGUGAUGACUCUCAGCUCAGGAGCUUACUAUAG
This is a messenger RNA of Symbiodinium pilosum, 447 nucleotides long. The record is from the annotation of a GenBank genome assembly. Lineage: Eukaryota; Dinophyceae; Suessiales; Symbiodiniaceae.